AUGAGGGAUCGCUUUAUUCCUCACAAUUUCAAGCAAAGUCAAUAUGUGAAGUGGAGCACUUUGCAACAAAAUGGAGAAUCGGUUGAGGACUACAUCAAAGAGUUUGACAGACUUUCUAUUGUGUGUGAAAUCACGGAGAAUGAAGAACUCAAGAUGGGACGUUUCGUGGCUGGGAAGAAGAAGAAGCCGAUUGUCAUCCCUCAAGUGGCACGAAGACCAACCUUCCCUGUCAAGGAUGGUUCUUCUUUUGUCAAAGCCAACGAUCCACCUAAGAAGGACAAGAAAUAUUUCAAAAUGAGUGACAUUGUUUGUUACAAGUGCGGAGGAAGGGGCCAUUUUAAGAAGGAUUGUCCAAAUUCCAGAACUUUGACCAUGCAAGAGGUAAAGCUUAUUGCUAAUCAAACUAUCAAUUGGGAGGAUUUCGAGGUUGAAGAAGUGGAGGACGUGAAUUCUAAUGAAGGGGACGAGGAGGAAGAGCAAUGUUUCCCUGAAGAAGAGACCAAAACAAAUCUGGUUGUGAGAAGGGCGUUGCAAGCUCGUGUUGACGAACCCUUGGCACCGCAAAGGCAACAUAUUUUCAUUACCAAGUGCAAGAUUAAAGGCGAGGAAAUUAAUGGUGAGGAGGAAUUAUACUUGUUGUACUCUAAAGAGAUCCACGAAAAUUUUGUGAGUCAAAAUCCUAAAUUAGCUCAGUUGAUUAAGGAUUUUGAGGAUGUUUUUCCCGAUGAGUUACCGAAAGAGUUACCACCUUUGAGGGGAAUUGAACAUCAAAUUGACCUCAUUCCGGGUGCUCCUUUGCCUAACAAACCUGCCUAUAGGUGUAAUCCCUUGGAAACUAAGGAAUUGCAACGACAAAUUGAGGAGUUGAUGAGUAUGGGGUAUGUACGUGAGUCUAUGAGUCCGUGUGUUGUUCCUCCUCUUUUGGUCCCAAAAAAGGAUGGUACAUGGCGCAUGUGUAUUGAUAGUAGGGCUGUUAACAAUAUUACUAUCAAGUAUAGGUUUCCAAUUCCAAGACUAGAUGACAUGCUUGAUGAACUGAGUGGUUCGAAGUGGUUUUCAAAAGUGGAUUUGAGGAGUGGUUACCAUCAAAUUCGGAUGAGGAAAGGAGAUGAAUGGAAGACCGCUUUCAAAACCAAGCACGGCUUGUAUGAGUGGCUCGUGAUGCCAUUAGGACUCACCAACGCACCUAGCACUUUCAUGAGGUUGAUGAACGAGGUGUUGCGGCCUUUCCUAGGCAAAUUCGUGGUGGUGUACCUUGAUGAUAUCCUUAUUUAUAGCAAAGAUGGGGAUGAACAUUUGAUACAUUUAUUUAAAGUUUUUACGGAGAAGGUGUGA
Chenopodium quinoa (quinoa) is the source of this 1335-nucleotide messenger RNA. RefSeq lists its product as uncharacterized. Gene Ontology annotation, molecular function: zinc ion binding; nucleic acid binding. NCBI's taxonomy places the organism in Eukaryota, Viridiplantae, Streptophyta, Magnoliopsida, Caryophyllales, Amaranthaceae. The transcript has 4 exons. The record is from RefSeq and is a predicted model, not a curated record. Bases 1 to 1335 code for a protein of 444 amino acids.